GUCUUUUUAGACUGAAGAAAAUCUUUUCUUUUUAGGCCAGCCAAGUGGAGCUGAUGACUUUGAGAGAACCUUAAUAGCUGUUCAGGGUGUAUAAAACCUGUGUAGCUUUGUAAAUAAGAUUUUUACAACCAUUUUGAAGCACAAUGGAUCUUACUGCCAAACAUGGGCUGCUGCUGCUCGAGCAGCUGAAGAAGAUGAGGGAGGUUGAGCAUCUGACAGAUGUGGUGCUGGUUGCUGAGGGCAUCAGCUUUCCCUGUCACAGAGUUGUUCUAUCCGCCUUCAGCCCAUACUUCCGUGUUAUGUUCACCUGUGGUCUGCGUGAGUGCAACAACAGAGAGAUAUUCCUGCGUGACACCCCUGCAGACAGCCUGGCACUCCUCUUGAACUACAUGUACUGCUCAGAUCUUCCUCUCACUAAUGCCAAUGUACAGGGCAUCUCUAUUGCAGCUUUUCUUCUGCAAAUGGAUGAUGUCUUCACUCGCUGUCAGCUGCACAUGAUGGAGAACAUGGAUGCUUCCAAUUGCCUCGGUGUGUAUUACUUUGCCCGUGACCUUGGUGCAGAGGAACUGGCUGACCAAGCUCAGCGUUUCCUGAGGCAGCACUUUGUUCAAGUUUGCCAGAAUGAGGAAGUCGUGGAGUUGGAGGCCCAUCAGCUCGUAAAGCUUCUGUCAUCUGACGAUCUGAAUGUUUCUCGUGAAGAAACCAUUUUGGAUGUGGUUCUUCGUUGGGUCAAACACAGCUCUCUGUUGGAUGGAGAAGUACGUGUUCGACAUCUCCCAGAGCUCCUGAGGAAGGUCCGUCUGCCACUGAUAAACCCUGACUACUUAAGAGAAGCAAUAAAGAGAAACACAGCCCUGCUGGCUGAUGCUGAAUGCCUGGAGAUUGUGAACGAAGCACUGGAGGCCACUGCAUUGCAUCCUUCAGCUGCACCACGCAAACUAAAGCUGCGGUAUGGCAUGGAGACCACAGAUCUGCUGCUCUGUAUUGGCAAUGACGGUAGUGGGAUCAGGUCAAGGUACGGAAACUAUGCCGAGCGCAGCUUUUGCUAUGCCCCAUCCACAGGGCGAACCUACUACAUCACUUCACCUCGCUAUGGAGAAGCUCUGGGGUAUGUGUGUGCUGGGGUUGUGACUGAAAGAAAUGACAUUAUUGUAGCAGGAGAGGCAAGUGCUCGCAGAAUGGCCCGACAGAAAGACAUUAGUGUUGAGAUCUACAGGUACAAAGUGGAGGCCCAAGGAACCUGGGAGCACCUGACAUCAGCAGAGUACCGUGACUCUUAUGCUCUGGGAUCAGUGGGAGACACCCUAUACCUACUGGGAGGGCAGAUGAAGCUAAAGAACCAGUUACUCAUCACAAACUGUGUGGAGCGGUGGUCUCUGCAGGGUGGACCCUGGCGGAGUGCAGCACCUCUUCCUAUGCCUUUGGCCUGUCACAGUGUGGUCAGAAUGAAAGAUCGCCUUUAUGUGAUGGGUGGUCGAACCCCACAGUCAUACCGGAUGGAUGAGGAGCCCGACUGUCUUAGUAACCGCCUCUUGGAGUAUGAUCCAAACACAAAUAAAUGGACAGAGCUCAGUCCCAUGAAGUACUCAAAGUACCGGUGCAGUGCUGUGGUACUUAAUGGGGAAAUUUAUGUCAUGGGAGGUAUUGGGUGUGAGGGUGUGGAUCGUGGACAAUCACGUCACUGUCUCAAUGUGGUGGAGAUUUACAACCCAGAUGGAGAUUAUUGGAGGGAUGGACUUCCUCUGCCAUGUUCCCAGCUUUCACUACGUACCAAUGCCUCCAAUGCUGGAGUUGUGGGAGGAAAGAUUUAUAUUUGUGGCUAUUACAGAGGAGCAGAUCGCCAUGAUAACAUAACAAAGGACAUUUUGGAGCUGGAUCCAUGGGAAAACCGGUGGAUUGCGGUGGCUCAGCGUGCUUUAAUGCAUGACAACUAUGACGUCUGCUUAGUGGCAAAUCUCAACCCAAGGGGACUCCUAUCCCCACCUGCAGAGUUAGUAAAACUGUAACAGUGCUGUCAGUCAGAUCAAAGUCUGUGAGGGAGAAUUAGUGAAGGAAAUUAAUUAUUAAUGCACUUAUUGCACAGCUUAUGGCAUUCAUUUUUUUUCAAGUAGAAAAGAUCUUAGCACUCUGCACGAAAGAGGUGUCUGUGGUUAAAUGCUUGGUUGCACAUUGGGAAGAAGGAAAGUAAUUUGUAAAUACAAUAUUUUUAUUGCUUCUUAUUUUGUUGUGUAACAGCUGCAAAGUGGAUUAUCCCAAACCUGCAGCUGUGUGGUAUAUCUGGAGCAUUAUUAGUAGCUCCAGGAAAGGAUUUUCUUUGAGGGGUAUGAAUGAUUAUAGUAGUGGACAUAAUGCUUUGAUAGAUAUUGUAGCCAAAUUCUGGU
Archocentrus centrarchus (flier cichlid) is the source of this 2381-nucleotide messenger RNA. It is a transcript of the gene kbtbd12, whose product is annotated as kelch repeat and BTB (POZ) domain containing 12. NCBI's taxonomy places the organism in Eukaryota, Metazoa, Chordata, Actinopteri, Cichliformes, Cichlidae. The coding region runs from base 144 to 2006 and encodes 620 amino acids. Gene Ontology annotation, molecular function: protein binding. The transcript has 6 exons. The record is from RefSeq and is a predicted model, not a curated record.